GAUGAAAUAACUCCGGAUAUUUACAUCGAAUCUCUGGUCAAGACGUUGGACACGUUGCAGAUUAAACUGCCAAAGACUUUUGUAAACCUCAUUCUGCCGUUGAACGUUUCAUCACUUUUCGCUUUGAAUGUUCCUGGGCAGUGCAGGAUUGGAAACUGGUGCAAAGAUGGCAGAUGAUUCGGAUCCAGGUCACAAGCUGGUGCGACGGAGUAGUCUUGGUAAGGGUUCUAAGAAAAGGCGAAUGAGCAAGAAAAAAUACGAUGGACGAAAUAUCAUGGAUGACAUGGCCGGGGUCAGUGAUAUGGUUUUACUUGAUCCACUUACCGAAGACAAACUCACGGAGAAUCUUGAGAAACGAUUCAAAGCUGGUGAAAUUUAUACAUACAUAGGAAAUGUUGUGGUGUCAGUGAAUCCCUACGAGAAACUGUAUCUUUAUACAAACGAAGUGAUAAUGGAGUACAGAUCAAGAAACAUUUAUGAAAUGGCGCCACAUCUGUACGCAGUUGCUGACUUGGCUUACAGAUCAAUGCGAGAUCACAAUAAAGACCAGUGUAUUCUUAUUACUGGAGAGAGUGGUGCUGGGAAGACAGAAGCUUCAAAAAUAUCAUGCAGUAUGUUCGGCGUUUCUGGAAAGGGAAAACAAGUUGAACAAGUUAAAGAACAACUUCUUCAAUGUAAUCCAAUUCUGGAAGCGUUUGGGAACGCCAAGACAUUGAAAAAUGAUAACUCGUCCAGAUUUGGGAAAUACAUGGAUUUAGAGUUUGACUUCAAAGGAGAACCUGUUGGUGGUGUUAUAACAAACUAUCUUUUGGAAAAGUCUCGAAUUGUGCAUCGUGCCAACGAGGAGAGAAGUUUCCACACUUUCUAUCAGCUUCUCAAUGGUGGAUCGGGAGAGCUUCUUCGUGCCUUGGGCCUGGAAAGAAACUGCGCUAAAUAUGCAUAUUUGAAGGAGAGUGGUUGCAUUUCUGUGAAAACGAUUAACGACGUUGAAGACUUUCGUUAUACUGAGAGUGCUAUGGGCGUAAUUGGAUUUAAAAACCAAGAGAAACUUUGUAUUUAUCAGCUGAUAUCAGCAAUUCUCCAUCUUGGAAAUGUACAGUUUGAAGCAGCGCAAUUUCAUCACGGGGCUGACGGUGUAUUUAUCACAAAUAAAAUGGUGCUGAGAAUUAUUGGAGAUUUACUGAGAUGUGAACCAGAAGUGUUACAAAAGGCGUUAACAGAAAGAACGGUGGCAACAAAAUACGAGUCCUUCAAGACAACUUCACCGUCUGAGGCUGGUUAUGCCAGAGAUGCUCUGAGCAAAGCUUUAUACGAUCGCUUAUUUUCCUGGUUGGUAGCAAGGAUCAACCAGAGUAUAAAGGUAGUAACCUCUUCAUUAUUGAUUAAGAUAAUCAAGGAAAAAACUUUUGAACAAUUCAUUAUAAAUUACUGCAACGAAAAACUGAAACAAAUAUUCAUUGAACUGACCUUAAAAUCAGAACAAGACGAGUAUGUGAGAGAGGGCAUUGAAUGGACUCACAUCGACUAUUUCAAUUCUGUGAUUUGUGAUCUUAUUGAAAAAAGCAAUGUUGGAAUAAUAGCCAUGAUAGACGAAGAAUGUUUGCGACCUGGAAAGGCCUCCGAUAUGACACUUUUGGAAAAAUUAAAUGCGAAAUUUCUGGACCAUCCACAUUAUGACAGCGAGAGCGGUACAAAUCCGAGGAAACCAAACUUGAAGAUUGGACAAGGACAUUUUGUUUUGCGACAUUAUGCAGGAGAUGUGACUUACAACGUCAAUGGCUUCUUGGACAAGAACAAUGAUCCGUUGUUUCGUGAUUUAUCACAAGCAAUGUUUCAAUGCGAACAUCCUUUGUUGCAACAACUUUUUCCAGAAGGAAAUCCCGAGACACCUUCUCGUAAACGACCCAGUACUGCUGCUACCAAAUUCAAGGUGUCCGUAGCACAGUUGAUGAAAAAUUAGAGUGAAAAUCCCAAUUAUGUGAGGUGUAUUAAGGUAUUGUAUAACUUUUAUGGGAAUAUACUGCCAUGUCGAAUUUUACAAGAAAGGAGUGUGGAAUAUCUAUUUUUCUUUUUUAGCCAAAUGAAGCAGAGGGAAAAAGUUUUUGAUGAACAUUCUGUGAGGCAUCAAGUCCGGUAUUUAGGGUUAUUAGAGAACGUUCGUGUUCGCCGUGCUGGUUAUUGUUAUAGACAGGAAUACUCUAUAGCUUUGGAAAGAUACAAAAGUUUGUGUCCAAAAACAUGGCCAAAGUGGGAUCGUGAUCCUAAACAAGGACUUGGUGAGAUUUUGAAGUGUCAGAAAAUCAAAAGAAGUGAAUAUGAUUAUAGAAGGACCAAACUUUUUAUCCGAAAUCCACAAACGUUGUUUGCACUGGAAGAUAGAAGAGAAGAAAAGUUGGAAGAUCUUGCAGUCAUCAUACAAAAACGUUAUAAGGGUUUUCGUGACAGGAAGAAGUUCAUCAAAAUGUUGAUUAGCAAAACAUUUAGAGGAUUCAAGGCAAAGAAGGAUUACCGGACGCAGCGUAAUGCAGCCAUUAUGAUCGCUUCGUUUGUCAGAGGAUGGCGGGUGCGAAAAGAAUAUCAACGUUUCUUCCGAUCUCAUGCCACAGCAGUUAUUCAACGUUGCUGGCUAUCUUACGUCGUUUCAAGAUUUUGA
Molecule: messenger RNA, 2653 nt
Organism: Dendronephthya gigantea
Lineage: Eukaryota; Metazoa; Cnidaria; Anthozoa; Malacalcyonacea; Nephtheidae
Product: unconventional myosin-Ib-like
Biological process (GO): actin filament organization; vesicle transport along actin filament
Cellular component (GO): actin cytoskeleton; plasma membrane; cytoplasm
Molecular function (GO): actin filament binding; ATP binding; microfilament motor activity
Source: RefSeq, a predicted model, not a curated record